Molecule: messenger RNA, 4126 nt
Organism: Olea europaea var. sylvestris
Lineage: Eukaryota; Viridiplantae; Streptophyta; Magnoliopsida; Lamiales; Oleaceae
Product: filament-like plant protein 7
Exons: 6
Coding region: 345-3635 (1096 amino acids)
Source: RefSeq, a predicted model, not a curated record
AUAUGGACACAUAUGGAUAAACUUGAUCGUGACAGUGUGACACCCGCUCUUACCGGCCCGUCGGACCCAAGCAACCAGCUCCUUUCACUGACCCGACUUCCCAACUGUCAGAUCCAGACCCGCUGUCCUCCCACCCAACAACUUCUCCACUCACUCUCUUACACACACUUUUGCUUCCAGACACUAUAUACACGCAGACGAAGCAGCAUAGUUUCAUCACUUCCACAUUUGAUCCGUAUUUCCUUGAAGCCUCGCAUCUUAUCUGCUUUCUUGCUUUCCGCUAGUUAAGUCGAAAGUCCUCACUUUGUACACCUUUUUGAGCAAAGAUAAUCUAAAAAACCAUCAUGGAUCAGAACUCAUGGAUUUGGAGGAAAAAAUCCACAGAGAAGACCUUGGUAUCUGACAAACAAAAAAGCAGAAACGACGACGAGGUAACUGAAACUCUUCUGACUGAGAAAGCAGACCUAGAAAAAGAGAUUCGAAUAUUAAAUGACAAGCUUUCUUCUGCCCUUGCUGAGUGUAAUGCCAAGGAUGAAUUUACGAAGAAACAGACGAAAAUUGGACAGGAAGCUAUUGCAGGCUGGGACAAGGCAGAGACAGAAGCAAUAUUUAUGAAACAAGAACUCGAAAAAGUUUUGCAGCAGAAGGCAGCCGCUGAAGAGAGAUUGAGUCACUUGGAUGCUGCACUGAAGGAGUGUAUGCAGCAACUGCGUUUUGUUCGAGAAGAGCAGGAGAGUAGAAUUCAUGAAGCUGUGGUUAAGGCAUCAGAAGAAUUUGAGAAAACAAGGAUUGUGUUAGAUGAAAAGUUAGCUGAGGCAGGUGUGAGGCUCGCCAAAUUAGACAGUGAAAAUACUCAACUCAUGAGGGCUCUCUUGGGAAAGGACAAGGUGAUAGAAGAUCUGAAUAAGCACAGAUCUCAGGUAGAGACCGAUUUUAAUGCCCUUAUGUCAAGAGUAGAAUCUACAGAAAAAGAAAAAGCUUCCCUGAAAUAUGAGGUUCGGGUUCUUGAAAAGGAGCUCGAUAUUCGGAAUGAGGAAAGAGAAUUUAAUCAUCGAACAGCUGAUGUUGCACAUAAGCAACACCUGGAAAGUGCGAAGAAAAUUGCCAAAUUGGAAUCAGAAUGUCAGAGGCUACGUCUCCUUGUCCGACAGCGGUUGCCUGGCCCUGCUGCUGUGGCAAAAAUGAAAAAUGAAGUUGAUAUGCUUGGAAGGAAUCGGCUUGAAACUCGGAGAAGAAAGUCAAAUCCUUCUCUGGCUGGUUCAAUGGACUUCUCUGUAGAUACCUCCCCUGAGACAUUAAGCAGAAGGACCAUGUCCCCGACUGAGCGGUUGCAUGCAAUUGAAGAAGAAAACAGAAUUCUUAAAGAAGCCCUUAAGAAGAAAUCAAAUGAACUUCAAUUUUCUAAAACCGCAUAUGCGCGUAUGGCUUCCAGAUUAUCACAGUUUGGAGAACAACUUGAAGAAUCAUCAAAGGGUCAAACAACUGCAGAACUGGGGAAGCAUAUGCAUUUUGCUCAGGAACUUACUCUGGCAUCAAUGUCUGAUUUGGACAGUGAUGAAAAAACCAGCUGUGCUGAGUCUUGGGCUUCUGCUUUGAUGUCAGAAAUGGAGCAUUUCAAAAAUGAGAAGAAAAUGGGAACACCAUCUCGCAUUGCUGUAGGAACUUCAGACACAAAUCUCAUGGAUGACUUUGCCGAGAUGGAAAAACUAACAGUAGUUUCUGUGGAUUAUCCAGCUGGAGGUUCCCAUCAUUCCUCGGAGGAAAGUAACGUAAUUAGUGGUCCCUCGGGGAGUCCAUCUGAUGGGAAUUCUUCUACUGGACCUGGUAGGAAGAUGGUUCCAGUUUAUGAUGGUAAGUUGGAUCUUUUGGUCUCUAGCAGGAAAAUGCAGUCUGAUAAUGUAGCAGGCCAUAAAGUUCCUGGCUGGCUUGGUGAUGUGCUGAAACAGAUUUUGUUGCAAAGUCAUGAAACACAGAGAAAUCCUGAUGAAGUAUUGCAGGAUGUUAAAAUUGCUUUGGCACACAUCAAUGAUUUAGACCUUACAACUCUUAAUAACAAAGAAAGUACCGAUCCUGAAGCAUUGUGUUCCCCUGAAGUUGGUGGAUGCAUUUUUCAAAAAUUACCAAGUCAGUCUUCAAGCAUUGAAGUGCCUGAUAGAGGAUCUGGAAAUAAUGUAUCAAACACAAAGAAGGAUGCCCAGAAAUUCCACUCUGGUGUGAGAGUAUCGUUAUGUAAUAUUAUCAAACUCGUUGAAGGAAUAAAUAUAUCGACGUUGGCUAAUUCAAAAGCCGGAUCUUUUUGGGGAAAGGAUGAUAAGCUUUUACCAUAUAAAGAUUUAGAAACCCCAUCAGGCUACAUGGUCCGCGUUUUUCAAUGGAAAACAUCUGAACUCUCUGCCAUUUUACAGCAAUUUGUUCAGACUUGCAAUGAUUUGUUGAAUGGAAAAACGGAACUUGAACAGUUUGCCGAACAAGUAGCUACCAACUUAGAAUGGAUCAUGAACCACUGUUUUUCCCUUCAAGACGUUUCAAGCAUGAAGGAUGCAAUCAGAUAUCAUUUUGAUUGUUAUGAAUCACGAAGUGAGAGUGAAGUAGAUAAUGGAUUGAUCAAUUAUUGUGCAGAAUCAAAUAAAAUGUUUCUCCGAAGAGAAGAGAUGCCAUACCCUUCCACAGUUUCUCCUCUGAGUGGUUGUAAGAGUUCAUGUCAAGUAGAGGGACUUCAUCUUAAUCUGAAAGAAGAAUGUAGAAGAUUGACUGUUGAAUUGGCGAACAGAGAAUCUUCAAUUGCGGAUUUGGAAAGAAGGCUUCAAUUAGAAAAUGUAAAGAGUGAAUCCUUCUUGAUUCAACUUCGAGAAACUAGAGACAUGAUUGAGAGUUUGCAAUCAGAGAUGGAAACUAUGAAGGAAUCAAAGGCCAAAACUGAAGAUCAAGUUGAAAAACACAAGAUGAUGAAAGAAGACCUGGAGUCCCAGCUAGAGGAAGCCAAUCUUGAAUUGAACAAAGCUUGCCAAAAGAUUUCAUUUCUAGAAAAUGAGCUAGAAAAGAAAAAUAAUUCUUCUAAAAGACUUGAAGCGACGUGCCAUGAAUUGCAGAUCCAACUAAAAAGCAUGACAAGGAAGGAAGAUCCAGAAGAUGGAAAGCAAAGGGAAAAACAACUCCAGAAUAAUCGGGAGAUUAUGGCAGCUUCCAAGAAAUUGGCAGAAUGCGAGGAAACUAUCCUAAACUUGGGUAAGCAACUGGAGGCACUAGCUUCCAUUAAGGAUGCCGCCCCUUCAGAUAAGGUCAAUUCUACUCCAGCGGAUACCAGCAUGCCAACUCCUAAGAGGAGAAUUAACCAGCGAGAGUCCCUACUAGAUAAAAUGCUGGCCGAGGAUAAUGCUCAAACUGGCAAUGAUAAGUUUCCCGAAAUGAAAGAAGCUGUUCGGGAUGGAACCAAUUGUUCUGUUGUUGGUACCGAUGAAACAACAGAUUCUCUGGUGCAGCUUACUAAUUCCCAUGGAAUUAAUAAUGAAAAAGAUAAAAGUUCUGUUGGCACCUUGGCCAUGGUCCCUUUGAAUAAAAAACAAAGUGUAAGUUUGUUUAAGAAGCUAUUCUGGAGAAAAAGGAAAGGUAACAGCAAGAAAAUACCCUUCUCAUAAGCUGCAGGAGUCGACUGACAGAAUUUAGCCACGGUGAUAUAAUCUGUUGUGAUGCAUGUAGUUUGAUUUGUUGCUUGGGGUGGGAAGUUAUAUUUUUCAUCUGUUAGAGAGAGAGAGAGAGAGGCUUGCAUAUUUUAUUAUACAUCUUGUUGUAUAUACAAUUACAAGAAAGACAACAUACAAUCAAUUAAGAUAGACAUGAAAAUGAGAAAUGAAUAAAUAUAUGAGAUUGUGCAUUUUUCAUUUGAAGUUGCUGGUGGAAACAGCACGCAAGUCAAUCUUUUUGUUGAACAGGCAAGUAUUCUGUUUUUGCCUAGUUACAAGAUGAAUUGUCAAUGAGAUCAACCGAGAUUAUUUACCAUACUUAAUUCUGUAAUCAUAUUUGUAAAAUUGUCUUACCAUAUUUGUAUGAUUCUCUUUACGUGUUUUGUAUAGCUUUAUUCCUAUAUAAUGAAAGCAAUCUUGAACGGGAACAUGAUUUAACCAAAACU